CGAAGUCACAUUACUCUUGUAGUCUUGUUUCUCUAUGUAAACUCCCCAAAUACUUCCCCACACGGACGAAACCAGUCUCUCGUAGGUUACUAGAUAGAUUCUAGCAACAGUACUAACUAGCUAGCAGGCCUGGCUGCUAUCACCACUGACAUCGUUUACCCUGACUGUUUCGCCUACGACACACGACCCCUCUGCUUACUGUUUCUCUCUCGGACAACACCACCUCAUCUUUAACCCCCUCUCACUAUUUCCCUGUUUCCCUCUCUCUGAUGGCGGAGGGUUUUGAACUGUGUCACAUCCCACAGCAAAGCAGAAGGGAUAAACUGAGAGUGGUCCUCCAGAACCAUCACACCAGUGAUCUGCAAGGGUGCGCAGGUUUAGGGAUACUCCCUUUAUAUGAUCAAUCUUCCCAGAAUUUGUUAGCCUGCGCCAAUAUCAAAUCCUCAUUAAUGGCUUCUGAUAGUAGCAAUGCCAGUGAUUAUAGGACUGCGAGAGCAAUUAUGGAUAACAUUAGUAAUGAAUCGUCGGAUCUACAGUCUGUCCGUGAUCCAGGUAACGAUCAUUGUAAUUUCUUUUACAGACAUCAAGACCUUAGGUUCAUUCAACAUCAUGAUCAGUCUCCAUUUCAUGGCGGAGAUUUUGUUGCUUUAUCUCUCUCGUCGCAGUAUACCCACAACGGAACUCCUCCUCCUGUAGAGUUGAACUUGCACAGUUAUGGUGGUGGAGAUGAUAUCCCGACUGCGGUGAUGAACCAUGGGCUGUACACAGGCUACGCUUCGAUUUUGAAAGGUUCCAAGUUCUUGAAACCGGCGAAACAGCUGUUGGAUGAAACGUGUGAUGUUGGUUUUAGGUUUUCCGCUGAGAAGUUUCCUGUUAAUUGUGGUUUGAUCGACCCUCCUCCAUUGGAUAACUUGCGAACAAGUGUUGAUGAUCCCAGUUGUGGUGGCGCAUACAAGAGAAAAAGAUCCACCCUAAUUUGUUUGCUAGACGAGGUGUACAAGAUGUAUAAAUAUUACUACCAACAGAUCCAAACAAUAAUCGCAUCAUUUGAAACUGUAGCCGGGCUUAGUAAUGCUGCUCCAUUUGCAAACUUGGACAUAAAAGCAAUGUCAAAGCACUUCCAUUCCCUUAAAAAUGCUAUAACUGAGCAGCUACAGUUCUCAGUGAAACCUCAUAUAAGCUAUGGAAAGAAAGAAUUCAUGGUGUCUGCAAAUUUUGAGAAAGGACAUUAUGGUCACAUGGGAUUUGUUGAACAUCAGCCUGUUUGGCGUCCCCAAAGGGGUCUCCCAAAGCGAGCAGUCACUGUUUUGAGAUCAUGGUUGUUUGAUCAUUUUCUGCACCCUUAUCCAACUGACACAGACAAGCAGUUGUUGGCUAAACAGACAGGUUUAACUCGAAAUCAGGUUUCGAAUUGGUUCAUAAAUGCUAGAGUGCGACUAUGGAAGCCUAUGGUAGAGGAAGUGCACACGCUUGAAACCAGACAAGCCCACAAAUUAUCGUCACAUAUCCAGCAACAGGAAGCUUCCUGUGUCAGCAAUUCAUUUUCAUAUCCACCAAUGAAUCAAGAACCUCCUUCAAAGCGCACUAGAAAUGACUUCAUGUGUGAUAAUAAAUAUAACAAUCAACAUAUCAUGGAAGGAAAUAAUGAGCACAUGAUGAACUUUCACAACAAUUUGUCAAUCCAUAAUGUAAACAGUCAGGCGACUGCAAAUCGUGGUGUUCCCUUGACACUAGGCUUAUGUCAGAAUAACAACAUAUUCACAUUGUCAGAGGCGUUUCCAUUGAAUGCCGAUGGUGGGAGCAGGAGAUUUGUUGGUGGUGGUUUGGAUAUGCAAAAUCGGCAGGCGGGGCGAGAACUUAUUGGGGAUCAGUUUUUGCAUGAUAUUGGUGGCUGAUGGUUUAGUAGUGUUUAGAGCUCACUUUGUUACCCAGGACAUGACAUUGUUACAUAGGAC
Messenger RNA from Lactuca virosa, 1955 nucleotides. The record is from the annotation of a GenBank genome assembly. NCBI's taxonomy places the organism in Eukaryota, Viridiplantae, Streptophyta, Magnoliopsida, Asterales, Asteraceae.